AUGGAGAUGAAGACGACAAUGAAGCAUAUGCCGAUGGGGAAGCGUCGACAUAUGUGGAUGUGGUAUCAUACAGUCGCCGAUGAUACUGUUCUAUUCAAGAAUUGGUUCAUUACCGAUGCAGGAACAAUGGUUUGGGCGUGUGUUCUUGUGAUUUUGGCAGCGAUUCUCCUCGAGUUCAUAAAAUAUUUGCGAUGGGCAUUGAAGAGAAAAUCCGACGAAUCGACGAAUUCAUCAGUAUCCAAGUACGGCGGAAUUGAGAUGCCUGCGAGAGCAGCUCAAAGCGGCCGAGUUUGGUCGCAUUUGUCGCAAACCGUCUUCUAUUUUAUGCAAUUAUUAUGGGGUUAUGUGCUCAUGAAUAUUUAUAUGACAUUUUCGGUGUGGAUUUGUCUUUCAUUAUGUCUUGGUCUCGCUAUAGGACACUUCAUUUUCGCUUCGAGAACCUCAACGCCCUAA
Molecule: messenger RNA, 453 nt
Organism: Caenorhabditis bovis
Lineage: Eukaryota; Metazoa; Nematoda; Chromadorea; Rhabditida; Rhabditidae
Source: the annotation of a GenBank genome assembly